UCGUGCCUCAGCCUGCGACCCCAAAAUGGCGGGUCGGGGUACGGUCUUGGGGCGCUAGAGGCGUCGGGCCUGGGACUGAGCUUCCAAGGCCCCCGCGCUCCCGGAUCCCGGCGUCUCGGCGCGCCGCUCGCGGGGCCUCGGGCUUGCCCGCCACCGGCCCCGGGGGCCCGGGAACCCGGACCUUCCUUCCUCGCCGCGGCGGCGGGAGGCGUGGUGACUUCAGAGCCGGGCCCAGAAAGAGGGAAGUGGCGUCCACGGAAGCCGGAGCCGGGUGGAGCGCCCUCGGGUCAAAGUUCCACUCAUUGGUUUUGUACCAAGCCUGACAAGGCCACAGUUGUCAAAGGUGGCACCAGGAGGAUGUCACACGUAGGAGUAAAACUGUUGCUGGAGCAAAUGAUGAUGAGACAUCUGAAGGUGGAUGCCUGCUUGUACCCACACGCAGAGGCUUUGUGGGAAACUAAGGGGUCUGUGAAAGAGAGCUCCAGUCAGAGUAAUAAAUCCAGCCCAUACAUGGACAGUCUUGGUCCUGAGAGCGCUCGCCAGUACUUCCGGAGCUUCUAUUAUCAUGAGGCACCUGGACCGCUUGAGGCUGUCAGCCAACUGCAGGAGUUAUGCCAUCAGUGGCUGAGGCCAGAGAUCCACUCCAAAGAACAGAUCUUGGAACUGCUGGUGCUAGAGCAGUUCCUGACCAUUCUGCCCAGGGAUAUCCAGAACUGGGUGCAGAAGUACCAUCCACAGAGCAUCAGAGAGGCUGUGGCCCUGGUAGACCGCUUUCACAGAGAACCUGGUGGAAUGAGUGAUGAGGUCACAGCCCAUGAGCUGGGAAAGGAGGCAGUGCUCUUGGGAGGAACAGCAGUGGCCCCAGGCUUUAAGUGGAAGCCGGCAGAGCCCCAACCAGUGGCUGUGUUCCAGAGAGAAUGUUGGAAUACAUGCCGGGUACUGCAAGAACAGCUGGGCUGGAAUACUCACAAAGAAACCCAGCCUGCAUAUGAAAGAGCUAUGCCUGCUCAACAGAUUCUAGCCUUUUCUGAGCAGCAAAGCACCCCAAGCUGGAGGAUGGCAUCUGAGCUCAUCUUGCCUGAGUCCCAGAGUCAGUUGACAUUUGAAGAUGUGGCCGUGUCUUUUACGGAGGAAGAAUGGCAAUUACUGAACCCUGCUGAGAAGAUCUUCUACAAUGAUGUGAUGCAGGAAAACUAUGAGAAUGUCGUCUCUCUAGGGUUAAAGCUCAAAAAUGACACUGGAAAUGACCAACCUAUAUCUCUUUCUACAUUAGAAAUACAAGCAUCAGGAUGCAGAGUAUUAAGAAAGGCCAGAAUGAAAGUUGCCCAGAAAACAACGGGCAAAGAGAAUCAUGGUGGUACACACAGGGUACGGAAACGGCAUCGAGCUUUCCCAGGGAAGAAAAGAAAGAAACUUAGAACUUGUAUACAAGAGCUUCCAAAAUGUAUGGAUCUUCAUGGGAAAGGCCAGGCAGGAGAGAAACCUUUUAAGUGUCAGGAAUGUGGGAAAAGCUUUAGAGUUAGCUCUGACCUUAUUAAGCACCAGAGAAUUCACACUGAGGAGAAACCCUAUAAAUGUCAACAAUGUGAUAAGAGGUUUAGAUGGAGUUCAGAUCUUAAUAAGCACUUACUGGCACACCAAGGAAUAAAACCAUAUAGAUGCUCAUGGUGUGGGAAAAGCUUUAGUCAUAACACAAAUCUACACACACACCUAAGAAUUCACACAGGAGAGAAACCCUUUAAAUGUUAUGAAUGUGGGAAAAGAUUCAUUCAGAACUCCCACCUUAUUAAACACCAGAGAACCCACACAGGUGAGCAGCCUUAUACUUGUAGCGUAUGCAGGAGAAAUUUUAGCAGGCGGUCAAGCCUUCUCAGACACCAGAAACUCCACAGGAGAAGGGAAUCGUGUCCAGUGUCUCCAGUCUGAAGAAAGUCACCAUCUAGAGGUGAUGAAAGAGUGCAAAAUGCCUCGCGGGGCCCACAUCCCCGUGCAUCCUGACCACUCACAUCAGCCCUCAUCAUCUCAGAAAAAGGAGAGACUUGGGCACUAAGGGAGGAAACGGCAGGAGGGAAUGAAGGGCAGAUGUCAUUCUGCUUCAUACUCGCCCGUCACCUCCCCAGCAUGUGGCUUAGGAGAACUCCGAUGCUUUUCUGAGGACACAACAGGAAGACAUCACACAAAAGCCUGAGGGCUGGAGACGCAGGCCGGAUAUUCAUUCAGGGGACCAAGUGGAGAGACUUCAGAUCCCACAGGCGGAGAUGGCACCGAGGAGACGACAGCUGACCUGAGCCAGGUGUGAGGAGUGUGGCCUCCUAUCCCCACCCCUGUGCUCCUGCCCUCAGUACGCGAGGGACAUCAGGGAGAGGAUGGGCUGAGCAAAGGAUGAGAAAGGAGCCAGGAGAGCAGAGGGCAGCAGUCUUGCGUACUCCAAUCAGUCUGCAUGUGUGAUGCCUGAGGUUGGGAGUCCAGGGCUCGGGGAGCAGAGGGCCGGUGCCCGCUGUGGCCAAGGCAGGAGGGCCUGUCCGCGUGUCCAGGCCAGUUCGUGCAGGACCCAGCCCUUCAGCUUCUCCCUCCCAGAAAACAGCAAGGUGGCUGCUACUCAGGAGCCUGUGGGGGUCCCUUCCAGCCCUUCUCCCACCCCCAGCAGCCUCUUCCUCCUUCACUGCCUCGCUCCUUCGGCCAUGGCCCCGCUGCCCCACCACAGGGACUGGAACAGGCAGACAGCCCCGGGGAGAGAAGGAAAAAGGAAUCAUGGUCUCCUCUCCUCUUUGUCAGGAGAUUUAAAGGCUCUCCUCGCUCCCUCCUCUCUCUGUUCUUCAAAAAACAUUAAAUGUUAGGUUGCUGGCCACGGUAAUGACCAUGUGGGGCAGGGUUGGGGAAGCUGUUCCCAAUGUAAAGGAGAGGAUCCCUGCCAAAGUCUGUCCUGGGCUCAGCAGUCGGACACAGUCGCUGCUAAGUCCUUCCAUUCCCAGGACCAUCUUUGCCUUUCUUCCCUCCCUCUGUGCCGCCUGCUCCUCACUACCAUCGUGAGUCCAGGCAAGGGUCGCAGCUGUGGACGAAGGGAUAGGGAGUCAGGGAAACCCUCCCGAGGAUCAACAGUCAUGAGCGUGUGAGGGGGAGAGGGCGGGAGGCGAGGUGAGAGGAGCGGCGGUGAGCACCUGUCACCCUCAGAUCUUCUGGACAACCCAGGGAAAGGAGGGAGGGAGGAGGCCAGGCCAGCUUCUGGCAGCAGUUCUGUUCCAGAGUUGGGAUGAAGUAGAGAGGAAGAGCCAGGAAACGCCAAGAAAGGUUUCCCUCGUCCCUCCUUAGGCUCUGGUAUCUCCAUGUGCGACUUGGAGGGACAAGAAGGAACUGACUCCAACCCAAGGGCUGCAGACACCUCAGAGGAACUCGAGUUUGGUAGCAGAAGAUUGCAUGGCUGAGAGCCUUCUCUCUUCGGGUAGUACCACAUAUCUGCCGCCCCCAGGCCUCCCUUGGGGAGGCCCCCAGCUUCCCUAAAGGGUGUUAUUGUGGGUUUUCUUCUUCACCUCGUGCCCCAUUCCCUGGAAUGUCAGCACCUUAUCUGGGGGGCAUUCCCCCUUUGGAGCUGGUGCAGGAUCUCACGUAGAGUAGAGGUAGUAUGGGUGUAAGCUAUCUGCAGAUUAUGUGUACGUGAGAAGUAAAUCUAAAGGGAUAAAUGUAACCUCCUUACCAAGACUGAAAAAUAACCAUCUCAACUCUAUAUAUUGUUUGCUUUUAAAAUCCUUGUAAUAGCAGGUAAGCGGGAAUGUGAGCUGAGAAAACCACAACAGCGUAGGGCAGUCUAUGUGGAUAACACUAUGCUUUGUCCAGCCCUCACUCCCACAGAUCCUGACACAGUGGGUGAAACCUUCCUGAAAAUUAUCCUCAAGUCUGGCUCAGUGGACACAGACCUACCCAGGACCAGGCUCCUAAUGUAAUUGUGCAAAGACUCUCCCCCUCCCCGCCAAAGGGAUCCAAAGCCUUUCCACCUGUUGUGCUGGCAAGGGCCCCUCUGGGAGCUGAGCGUACCCAUGGGAUAGAUCAGCACACAAAACAUAUAUCUUUCCUUCAGUGGUCUUUGACAAACCCAGGAAGCAAGGCUUCCUUAUCUAGGUUCCAUGGAUGAUUUCAAAGGGCCUUCAAAAUUUUGAGUAUGUGGGCCUUUGUCCAAGAAGCUAGCCUGUACCUUUUUGGAGUUUAUCAAAAGUCUUCGUGGCCCCCAAGCAUUUAGGCACAAUUAUUGCUGCAAUUACUCAAUGCUGUGUCCCCGACUCCCUUAGGUGUUGUAGUGCAUCAGGGCUGAAAGGGACCUUGGAAAAGCUGUGGAGACUAUGCCCCUGGUUUUACAGAAGAGGCAACUGGAGCUUAGGGGGUUUCCUUUCCAGGGCCUUGAGGCAGAGAGGGGAUUGGAAUAGAGUCUCCCAAGCCCCAGGCCUUGAGACGAAGGUCCCUCUCUCCACACAAAACAAUACCUUCACCUCUUGGCAGUAGCAUCUCAGGAAGUGUCAUCACUUCAAAUUGUGAUCUCUUGGCUGUCCCCCAGGGGCUAGGAAUUCCUUUUUAGUGAUGGUCUGUUCCGUUCUUGGGGGGCUCCAAACUGUAUUCUUCUUUCAAGAUAACCCUUCAGGCAGGGAUUCCACUCCUGCGCUCUUUAAGAAAGGGCUUCCCUGUUAACGGGCUGCUGUGUCCUCCAAAAGUACUUCUAGUCCUUGUACACACACUGUGACCAGAAAAUCAUCCCCAUUCUUAGGCCUGAAGGGAUCUGGGACUUGUAGGAGAGUCGUGGGAAAAGCUGGAAGAGGGGCAUGUCCCUGGAGAGGCAGACUCUCCUCCAAAUCCCCUUCUCAUUUCUUUCUUUCUUUUUUUUUUUUCUGGUUGGCUUGCAGGAUCUUAGUUCCCUGACCAAAGAUCAAACCCAUGCCUUCUACAGUGGAGUCUUAACCACUGGACCACCAGAGAAGUCCCUCACCUCCUUCUUUCUGUGCUACAUAUUCAUUACUUGUCCUCCAGCACUGUGGUCACCAAGUCACUCUUCCAUUCAAUUUUCAGCAGCUCCCAUAUCAUUGAAGUCCCACUUACUGCUUUGGCUCAAGGCCCUUCUAGAUCACCCUGGCUCCACGUGAUCACCAACACUCUCUCCUCUCUCCCGCCUCACAAACCGUUGCUGCUGAACCAAGCCGUUAAUCUGUCUUCAAUUAUUCUUUGCUUUUAUCCCCAGUAUUGCCUCCUGGCCUGUUCAAACUCUACCUUCAACACCACGUCCCCGCUUCCUCCUUCUAGCUCCUCCCCAUCCCCCAACUCACUCCAUAUUGACUGUCCUUUCCUCUUAGAACAGUAUUUAAAAACCCAGAUUUCGCUAAAACACUGAUUGCUGGGCCUCACCCCUAGAGUUUUUACUCCAGUUAGCCAGGGGUAGGGCCAGAAAACUGGCAUUUCCAGCAAGCUCCCCGCUGUGAUGUUGACAUGCCAGCAAACCCACUUUGAAAACUACUGCCUUAGAACAGGGCUCAUGCACUUUCUCCUGAGGGCAGAGGUUGUCUUGGAAGCUUAGUAACUCUAUCAGAGGCUGGCCCAGGGCUGGCUAGCAAUUGAAACUCCCUGAACAUAUGGGCCUGAGCACUUCAGGGUUAAAUGUGUUCUUUUAUAAUUAAUUAAUUAAUUAAUUAAUCGGCUGUGUUGGGUCUUCCUUGCUGCGCGUGAGCUUUCUCUAGUUGCAGUGAGCAGGGGCUACUAUUCAUUGUGGUGCACGGGCUUCUCAAGGCAGUGGCAUCUCUUGUUGCAGAGCAUGGGCUCUAGGCACAUGGGCUUCAGUGGUUGCAGCACGUGGGCUCAGUAGUUGUGGCGUACGGGCUUAGUUGCUCCAAGGCAUGUGGAAUCCUCCCAGACCAGAGAUCAAACCCGUGUCCCCUGUAUUGGCAGGCGGAUUCUUAACCACUGUGCCACCAGGGAACUCCCUAAAUGUGAUCUUAAUCUGCACUUUAUUCUCAUUCAAUUGGCGAAUCACUACCAAAAAUCAAGUGUGGGUAUGCUUUUCCAUGUGGUCUCUGAAUUUUGAGGCUUCCAUGCCUGUCUCCCUAAUCUCACCCUCUGUUUCAGUCUCGUGGACUGCCAGCAUGGCCUCCCUGGGUAGGAAACCUGGGAAAUGUUCCUGAACCUUUCUCUGCCAUCUGCUUCCCUGGGCCCUCAAGAAUUGGUUACCUGUCUCCUCUACUAGCUGUCUGUCUGCUGGCCCUUUGCAACGCAGCCUGCCCAUCACGCUGUCCCCUCUGGAAGCUGACCUUGGCAGAGGUCACAGAGCAGCCUGAAAUGAUGUAGUGGGGAAGUGGAGGGGCCUGCUUCUCUCCAGGGAGAUUCACCUUUCUCUGAGCACCCCUAACUCCUUCCUCAUUUUGGAGAUGAGCAGGGGCUGGAACCACCCAGGGCCCCAGAGGUGGACUUGAUGAUUGGGUCAAUAAAGUAGACCCUACACCUUUGCACAGGCUGGUCCAAAGUCCUCUGAGAAAGGGGGACACCCUCCAGAAGUUUGGGGGCGCCCUCAUCUCUGAGGCCUGCAGCUCCCCAGCCCCUGCCAGUCAGCAGAAGCCUGGGUCCUAGAGGCACAGGGAGUCCUCUUGGAGAUGCAGUCUGAGGAGCUACCUCUGAGGAAUUCUUUAGUCCAACAGGCUUCAAACCAAGGUUCACUUGCACCAGGGGGCACACAGAGACUGUCCAAGGGAGACUGGGCACAGAUAGUUUUAAAGGAAUCUAUUUCCAAAUCCUUAGUUCUAUAUAUUUUUCUUCCUAAAACUGAUCUGGGGAAACCCAAAGGGUGGUAUUCCAUUCCCACCUCCCCUUCAAUGCAAGCCUCCCACCACUCUCCCCGACACUGACCUCAGCAUGGCACCUUGCCCCAGAGUAAAACAUGUCUGAGGAGCCAAAGGGGCUUCAUUAUUAGUGCUGUUGGAGUCUUGGUGAAGAAAUCAUUGCCUAUCCCAAGGUCAUGAAGAUAUUUUCCUAUGCUUUCAUUUACAAGUUGUAUUAUUUUACUUUAUACAUUUAGAUCUAUAAUUCAUCUGGAAUUGAUUUCUUAAACAAAAUGUGGCAUAUCCAUUCAAUGGAUAAUUAUUCGGCCAAAAAAAAAAAAGAAUGAAAUAUUGACACAUGCUAUAAUAUGAAUGAACCUCAAAAAACAAUAUGCUGGACUUCCUAGGUGGCGCAGUGGUUAAGAAUUCACCUGCCAAUGCAGGGGAUACGGGUUCGAGCCCUGCUCCAGGAAGAUCCCACAUGCCGUGGAGCAACUAAGUCCGCGUACCACAACUACUGAGCCUGUGCUCUAAAGCCCGAGAGCCACAACCAUUGACCCUGUGUGCCACAGCUACUGAAGCCCACGCGCCUAGAGCCCAUGCUCCACAACAAAAGAAGCCACAACAAUACCCGCGCACCACAAUGAAGAGUAGCCCCUGCUCUCCUCAACUAGAGAAAGCCCGCGUGCAGCAACAAAGACCCAAUGCAGCCAAUAAGUAAAUAAAUAAGUAAAUAAAUAAAUAAAAUUUAUAUUAAAAAAACAAUAUGCACAAAAUCAGGCACAAAAGGUCACAUAUUAUAUGGUUCCAUUUAUAUGAAAUACCCAGUAGAGGUAAAUCCAUAGAGACAGAAAGCAGAUUAGUGGUUUCCAGAGGCGGGGAAGGCUGGGAAGACUGAAGUUUGGGCUGAUGAGAAUGUUUUCAAAGUUGAUAGAUAUGAUGGAUGCACAAUAUCGUGAAUGUACUAAAUGCUACUUAACUGUACAUUUGUUUUGAGGUCCAUCUGUGUUGUAGCAUGUAUCAGGUUUUCAUUCCUUUUUAUAGCUGAAUUAGCUUCCAUUGAAUAGAUAAACACAUUUUGUAUCCAUUCUUCCACUGAAGGACAUUUGGGUUAUUUUCAUCUUUUGGCUAUUGUGAAUAGCACUACAUGAACAUUCAUGUACAAGUAUUUGUUUGGAUGCCUGUUUUCAAAGUAAUUGAAAAUGCCAAUUCUUUUAGGUAUGUAGAUAAGAAUAGAAUUCCUGGGCCACAUGGUAAUUGUAUGUGUAACUUCUUGAGGAACCUUCAAAUGGUUUUCCACAGCAUAUACACCGUUUUACAUUCUCACCAUCCAAGUACAAGGGUUCCAAUUUCUCCACCUCCUCACCAAGACUUGUUAAUGUCCAUUUAUUUUUCAUUAUACUCACCCUAACGGAUGUGAAGUUGUAUAUAUCAUUGUGGUUUUGAUUUAGGUUUCCUCAGUGACUAAUAAUUGAGCAUCUUUUGAUGUGUUUGUUGGCCAUAUGCAUGUAUUCUUUGAAGAAAUGUCUAUUUGAGCCCUUUACCCAUUUUUUAAAUUGGGUUAUUUGUCUUUUCAUAGUUUAAUGUAAUAGUAGUUCUUUAUACAUUCUGGAUACUUGAACCUUAUCAUAUAUAUGAUUUGCAAAUAUUUUCUCCCAUUCUGGAGAAAUGCAUCAGUUUCUUGAUGCACAAAAGUUUUUACUUUUACUGAAGUCCUAUUCAUUUUUUUUUUCUUUAGUUGCUUAUACUUUUGGUGCUAUAUCUAAAAACCAUUGCCAAAUCCAAGGUCAUGAAGAUUUGACCUAUGUUUUCCUCAGAAUUUUUAUGUUUUAGCUCUAACAUUUAGGUUUUUAAUCCAUUUUGUGUUCAUUUUUGUAUGUAUCGUAAGGUAGGGGUCCAACUUCAGACUUUUCAUGUGGAUAUAUUAAUACAAUUGUCCCAACACCAUUUUUGGAAGAGCCUAUUUUUCCUCAUUGAAUGAUUCUGACACCCUUGUCAAGCAUUAGUUGACUGUAGAUGUAUGGGCUUAUUUCUGGACUCUCAAUCCUAUUUCAUUUGUCUAUAUGUCUAUCUUUAUGCCAGUCCCACAGUGUUUUGAUUACUAUAGCUCUAUAAUAAAUUUUGAAAAAAUCAGAAAGUGGGAGUCCUUCAAUAUUGUCCCUCUUUUUCUAGGUUGUUUUGGCUAUUGGACAUGUCUUGCAAUUCCAUACGAAUUUUAGGGUUGGCUUUUCUGUUUCUUCGAAAAGGGUGGUUGGAAUUUUGAUAGGGAUUGCAUUGGAUUUGUAGAUUUCUUUUUGUAGUAUUGCCAUUUUAUCAAUGUCUUUCAAUCCAUGAACACAAGAUGUCUUUCCAUUUUCUAGGCGUUUAAAAAAUUUUUUCAGCAAUGUUUUGUAGUGUUUAUGAUCCAAGUCUUAUACCUUCUGCUUAAAUUUAUUCCAAUGUAUUUCAUUCUUUUUGAUAUUACUGUAAGUGGAAUUAUUUUCUUAAUUUCUUUUCAGAUGGUUCAUUGCUGGUAUAUAGGAAUACAACUGAUUUUCGUGUGUUGAACUUUUAUCCUGCAACUUCACUGAAUUUGUUUAUUAGUUCUAUAGUUCUUGUGUGUGUGAGUUCUUGAGGAUUUUCUAUAUAUAAGAUCAUAAAAUCUGUGAAUAUAGUUUUACUUCUUCCAUUCUAAUUUGAAUGGUGAUUUAUUUUAUUUAUUUAUUCAUUUAUUUAUUUUCUUUGCCUGAUUGCUCUGGCUAGAUCUUCCAGUACAAUAUUGAAUAGAAGUGGUGAAAGCAUGCAUCCUUAUCCAUUUCAUCUUGGCUGUCUAAUUUGUUGGCAAUUAUUCAUAGUAUUUUCUUAUAAUCCUGUAUGUUUUUGCAAGGUCCUCACUUUCACUUUUUAUUUUAGUGAUUUGAGUCUAUUCUCUCUUUUUCUUAGUCAUUCUUGCUAAGUGUUUGUCAAUUUUUGUUGGUCUUUUGAAAGCCUGGCUUUAAGAGAAACAGAAGAGAGAGUUUGAGUGAGUCUGGAAUCUUUCAACACAUGCCUUUUGCUUUCUCCUACUGAAUUUUUAAUUUUCAUGAAGUGUCAGUGGGAAAAUGGACACUGCCCUUCUUUCUUUGUGUCUGCUGCUUUGUGAUGAUUGGAAUACCAGGCUUUGGGAUAAUGAAGUAGGUUAUCAUUUCCUCCCCCAAAUAAUACAUUAUAAAGUGGAAAUGCAAAUUUCCUGCGGAAGCUGUAAGUAGCAAGUGAUAUUUCCUUAGUAGAUUGUUUUUAAACUUUGGGGAAAUUGGUAUUAUGAGCUGACUUUGGAAAAUUAAAAUAGCAUCAAGGCCCUACAUUUUAAAUAAAUCAAUACCUUACUUAAUUUGAACAAAUUAGAGUGGAAUAUGACAACAGGAAAAGAUGUAACAUAUUUCCCUUUUAUGUAUUAUUUUAAGGUUUUUUAAAAAAUAAAUUUAUUUAUUUAUUUAUUGGCUGCAUUGGGUCUUCGUUGCUGCACACAGGCUUUCUCUAGUUACGGUGAGUGGGGGCUACUCUUCAUUGUGGUGCACUGGCUUCUCAUUAUGGUGGCUUCUCUUGCUGCAAAGCAUGGGCUCUAGGCACGAGGGCUUCAGUAAUUGUGGCACAUGGGCUCAAUAGUUGUGGCUGACGGGCUCUAGAGCACAGGCUCAGUAGUUGUGCUACAUGGGCUUAGUUAUGUUACUCCACGGCAUGUGGGAUCUUCCCAGCCCAGGGAUAGAACCCAUGUCCCCUGCAUUGGCAGGAGGAUUCUUAACCACUGUGCCACCAGGGAAGCCCAUAUUUUAAGGUUCUAAUUCGUUGAGGACAAGAAAAGGGAUAUGGCAGAGCUGAAUUUACUAAUUAAGAGAUUUUUUAAAAAUAAGGAAAAAUACAUACUUUUAAGUUUUACCUUAAACCUUUGCUGUUAACUAAUGCUUCAAUACAUUUAGGCAGUUGUACUAAGAGUUAGGUGUAAGACUGUUCAAACGGCAAAUCUGAGUUGAGCUGAAGGUAAAUACUCCUGUAUUUUUCAUUCAUUUGCUCAGCAGCACUAAAUUUCAAGCUUGUAUUUUGUUCAGCAUCAAAAAAAAGUUAUUUUAUGGUUAUUGAAUUUUUUAAACUCACAUAACCAUCUUUUUGUUUUGUUGAUUGUCUCUGAUGUUUUUCUGUUCUCUAUCUUCACUGUAAUCUUUUUUUAUAUAUUUAUUUAUUAACUUAUUUCUUUGGCUGUGCUGGAUCUUAGUUGUGGCAUGCAGGAUCUAGUUCCCUGACCAGGGAUUGAACCCAGGCCCCCUGCAUUGGGAGGGCAGAGUCUUAACCACUGGACCACCAGGGGAGUCCCUUCACUGUAAUCUUUCUUUUAUUCUGCCAGCUUUGGAUUUAGAUUGCUCUUUUUCUAGUUCCUUAAAGUAUAAAGUGAGCAACUCCCCAUUUCCCUCUGCCCCCAGCCCCAGGCAGCCACCAUUCCACUGUUUGAUUCUAAGAGUUUGACUAUUUUAGAUACCUCGUAUAAGUGGAUAUUCACAUGCAAAAUAAUUAAAUUGGCCCCUUAUCUUACAUCUUACACAGCAAUCAACUCAAAAUGAACUCAAGACAUAAAUGUAAGAUCUGAAAAUAUAAAACUCCUAGAAGAAAACGUAGGGAAAAGUUUCAUUACCUUGGUCUUGACAAAAUAGACAAGUGGGACUACAUUAAACUAAGAAAUUUUCUGUACAGCAAAGGAAGCAGUCAGCAGAGUUAAAAGGCAACCUAUGGAGUAGGAGAAAAUAUUUGCAAACCAUGUAUUCAGUAAGGAGUUAACCAAAAUAUAUAAGGAACUCCUACAACUAAACUCAACAGCAAAAAAACUAAUAACAAUUUAAAAAUGGACUAGAAAAGAAAAAAGAAAAAAGAAAAAGAAAUGGGCUAGAGACUUGUUUUGUGACCUAACAUAUAGUCCACCCUGAAAACAUUCCACGUGCACAUGAGAAUAAUGUAUUUUCUACUGUUUUGGGCUGGAGUAUAAGUCUUCUGUUAGGUCUCAUUGAUUUAUAAUAUUGUUCAAGUCCUCUAUUUCCUUACUGAUCUUCUGUCUGGGUGUUCUAUCCAUUACUGAAAGUGAGAAGUGAUGUUUUUUACUUAUUGUAGAAGUGUGUUUCUCCCUUUGAUUUUAUCAAAUUUUGCUUCAUAUAUUUUAGGACUCUUGUAAGGUGUGUAUAUAUUUAUAAUUGUUAUACUAUUUCUUGAUAAAUUGACUCAUCAACAUGUAAUGUCAUUUUUUGCCUCUUGUAACAAGUUUUGAUUAAAGUCUAUUUU
Hippopotamus amphibius kiboko is the source of this 12062-nucleotide messenger RNA. It is a transcript of the gene ZNF75D, whose product is annotated as zinc finger protein 75D. The record is from RefSeq and is a predicted model, not a curated record. The coding region runs from base 358 to 1926 and encodes 522 amino acids. The transcript has 7 exons. Gene Ontology annotation, molecular function: DNA-binding transcription repressor activity, RNA polymerase II-specific. Gene Ontology annotation, biological process: negative regulation of transcription by RNA polymerase II. NCBI's taxonomy places the organism in Eukaryota, Metazoa, Chordata, Mammalia, Artiodactyla, Hippopotamidae.